AUGGCUCCCAAGAACCGCGUCAUUAUCGAUUCCGACCCAGGUAUUGACGAUGUCAUGGCCAUGCUCCUGGCCCUUUCGGCCUCCCCUGAGGAGCUCGAGGUCAUGAUGAUCUCAGUUACCUACGGCAACGUGCCUCUCCAGAGCUGCCUGAAGAACGUCGUUGCCCUCUUCCACGUCUUGGAAAAGGAGAUUGCAUGGCGCAAGGAGAAUGGAAAGCCCGAGGGCUUCGAGUCCCUCAAGGCCUACAAGCCCAUCGUAUCAGUCGGUGCCGAGCACGCUCUGGAAGACGACGAGCUGGCCGCCGACUACUUCCACGGACUCGACGGCCUUCACGGCGUCCACGAGAAGCACCCCCACCUCUCCCCGGACGACCGCUGGCAGUCCCUCUUCCACACCGAGAAGAACGUGGACCACGACCCCUCGCCCUUUAACCAGUACUUCACCCCGGCCAAGCAGGUCGCCCACAAGGAGAUCCUGCGCAUCCUCAAGGAGAACGAGCCCAACACCAUCUCCAUCUGCGUCGUCGGCCCCAUGACCAACGUCGCCCUCGCCGCCGCCGAGGACCCGGAAACCUUCCUCCGCGUCAAGGAGCUCUGCGUCAUGGGCGGCGCCGUCCACGUCGAGGGCAACAUCACCCCGCACGGCGAGUUCAACACCGUCGCCGACGCCGUCGCCGCCGCGCGCGUCUUCGCCCUGACCUCCCCGACCCCGCGCUCCACUAUGCCGCCCAUCUCGGACAAGAAGUCGUCCCUGCCCCCUUACCCGGCCAGGCUGUCCAAGAAGCUCAAGCUGACGCUGUUUCCCCUCGACAUCACGACUCCGCACCUGCUCCGCAAGAACUACUUCACCGAGACCAUCAAGCCCAUUGUGGCGUCCGGAAGCCCCCUCGGCCAGUGGGUCAACCACUUCAUGUCAAAGUGCUUUGACAAGAUCAUCGAGAUGGAGGGCGACGGACAGGAGCCCGGUCUCUCCUUGCACGACCCCUUGACGGUCUGGUACCUUCUGACGCAGUCCGACCCCAAGUGGAAGGCCACCGCGGAGCCGGAGGACAUCCGCAUCGAGACCACGGGCCAGUGGACGCGCGGUAUGCACGUCAUCGACCGGAGACUCCGCGUCAAGUACAACGAGGCCGCCCUCGAGGCCAGCGAGACGGGCGAUGCCGUCGACGUCCUGACCCUGGCCGAGGUCCCCGGCGACACUGGCGGCUGGCUCAGCACCAGCAGGGGCAACAGGGUCAACAGGAUGGUUGAGUCCCCCGGCGAGGAAUUGUUUGCCCCAGACCUGAUGAAGAGAGUUUUCGGAUAA
Messenger RNA from Colletotrichum abscissum, 1305 nucleotides. Its product is annotated as inosine-uridine preferring nucleoside hydrolase. The record is from RefSeq and is a predicted model, not a curated record. NCBI's taxonomy places the organism in Eukaryota, Fungi, Ascomycota, Sordariomycetes, Glomerellales, Glomerellaceae. Bases 1 to 1305 code for a protein of 434 amino acids. Gene Ontology annotation, molecular function: purine nucleosidase activity. Gene Ontology annotation, cellular component: cytosol. Gene Ontology annotation, biological process: purine nucleoside catabolic process. The transcript is spliced from 4 exons.